Messenger RNA from Anopheles cruzii, 2249 nucleotides. RefSeq names its product MOB kinase activator-like 1 (gene mats). The record is from RefSeq and is a predicted model, not a curated record. Bases 280 to 927 code for a protein of 215 amino acids. Gene Ontology annotation, biological process: positive regulation of protein phosphorylation; hippo signaling. Gene Ontology annotation, molecular function: protein kinase activator activity. The transcript is spliced from 3 exons. Gene Ontology annotation, cellular component: nucleus; cytoplasm. Lineage: Eukaryota; Metazoa; Arthropoda; Insecta; Diptera; Culicidae.
UGCAGCCGGACGUUGUUUGUCACCCCGUAGUAGUGCCCGGUUUCGCUCGGUUACCUUUUUGGAUCGGUUCGUUCGAUUCGGUUUGGUUCGGUUUGCGUGACUUUGUGUGGCCAGCCAGGGAACUUCCUUCUGCCCGAAGGCAUCGAACCCCAGACCCCACGGGAAAGGCUAAUUCGACGAAGGUUCUCAGGUGGGAAUCGCCGGGGACGGAUCGGUCCCGUGUGUUGUUUUGCAGUGUGCGGGGUGUCUGCUGAAUCGAGAAGAUCCACCCAGCGCGAGAUGAGCUUCUUGUUCCGUUCGAGCAAAACAUUUAAACCAAAGAAAAAUAUCCCGGAGGGCACACACCAGUAUGACCUUAUGAAACAUGCGGCCGCCACGCUCGGUUCUGGCAACCUACGAAACGCGGUGCAGCUUCCGGACGGCGAAGACCUCAACGAGUGGGUUGCAGUGAAUACGGUGGAUUUCUUCAAUCAAAUCAACAUGCUGUACGGCACGAUAACGGAGUUCUGCACCGAGGACACCUGCGCCAUCAUGUCGGCUGGCCCGAAGUACGAGUACCACUGGGCGGACGGCCAAACGGUAAAGAAGCCGAUCAAGUGCAGCGCCCCGAAGUACAUCGACUACCUGAUGACGUGGGUGCAGGACCAGCUAGACGACGAGACGCUCUUUCCGUCCAAAAUCGGUGUACCGUUCCCGAAGAACUUCAUCAACAUCGCCAAAACGAUCCUCAAGCGGCUGUUUCGGGUGUACGCUCACAUCUACCACCAGCACUUCUCCGAGGUGGUGCGGCUGAGCGAGGAGGCGCACCUUAACACCUCGUUCAAGCACUUCAUCUACUUCGUGCAGGAGUUUAAUCUGAUCGAUCGCCGGGAACUGGCACCACUGCAGGACCUGAUCGAUAAGCUUAUCACGAAGGACGGUCGAUAAGAAGCGUUCACUGGGAGUCUGAAGCCUGGGGAACCCGUUUGCUAGCCCCGUUUUGGGUGGCGAUAGCCUAACAGCUAACACCAUCCCUGGAACUGCGAUGCCCAUGGAUUCUUUGGAGUUUGUCCCGCCAAGACACUACUAAUCCCUGUCAUCCCACCUUCCUUGGCGCACCAAAUCGACCACGAUACCACUCAUCAUCAUGUGUCUAAUUUAUUUCCUUUACCCACUCUUCGCUGGAAGUUCUCGAAUUUUUACGAUUAAAGUACGAUUUUAAUUUUAAGCUUCCGAUCCGACCCGUGGACACUCUGGUCCUACCAGCGAGGGACCGUAAUCGUAACGUUUUAUGAAAACGUGCUCGUCCAGCCGCGUCCCGGUGUGCGCCGCGGGUUUGACUGCGUGCGUAUUGUACAUACCGUUGAUAGAAAGCCAAUUCUCCGUUUCCGGCUCUUCGGAUACUCAGCGAUCUGCUGUCCCCGUUCGUGAUUGUCGCUGGUUUCGUCGUGCUUGUUGCACAUUUGGCCAGCAAACCAAACUAGUGUCGGUGUGUGUGUCAGUAACAUCCGCCUCGGAUGAGAUGAAGAAUUUGGGCUUUGAAGCUGGGAAAGCAGCUCGGCAAUCGUUAAUAGACACUCGAGCUAAUGUAUCGUAAGUGUAUAGCAGAAAAGCGGUGGGCAAGUUGAGGUGAUCAUACUCAUUUUACCCCCUAAGCGAAAUUAACUCACUAGCCAACCUAUGUUGAUGUAGCCGCCUUUAGGAAGCAGCAGGUUUUGUGUUAAUGCUCGUCCCAACGCACUGCCCCCGAGUGCAACGGAUACACUUUCAUGCUUCGAUUAAGGGGAGCAAUUCUGUCGAAAACAGUCGUGGGAACAAAGAAAAAUCGCUUUUCUCGCCUCGCCCCUUGGGCGUGGCACGGAAUGCCGAAGAAGUGCGACGAGCCGUAUGCAAAACACAUGGGAAAAAACGAACCGAUAAUAUGCUACAAGCAGCGCCAACAAUGACUGAAAAGGAAAAAGGCACAGGGCAGCAGAGGUGUGUAGACAGCGCGAGAUACAUGAUAGAUGUAGCUUUUUUUUAAAUAAUACAAACAGAAGACUCAGCAGCGCAGGGAGCAACCGAACAAAGUGGUAUACCGGAGUGCGGCGAUUGGCCGCGGCGCGCCUGCGGUGGAGUGUUUUGUCCGCUUCGCCGCCCAGGAUCAUUCACUGUCCCAGGGCGUGGCCUGCGUGCCCAAUGUGUAAAGAUAUAGCUUAAGAGGGCCACUUUUAGAUUUCAAAAGUAGUAACCGCCAAAUGUUGGCGAGUUUCAACCUCGGCGGCAAUGUG